Rhizophagus irregularis DAOM 181602=DAOM 197198 is the source of this 1128-nucleotide messenger RNA. RefSeq lists its product as uncharacterized. The record is from RefSeq and is a predicted model, not a curated record. Lineage: Eukaryota; Fungi; Glomeromycota; Glomeromycetes; Glomerales; Glomeraceae.
AUGGCUUUAAGUUCAAAAAAAUCAAUUGAAAAUAAAGAAGACUCAGAAAGUUCUUAUUAUAUUGAAGAAGAAGAAAUUGAUAAAGCCAAAGAUAGUUUGAAAACUUCUGCUUCUCUGAAAGAAAAAGUUGAAUUUUAUCGUGAAUUUUCAAAAGUUAAAAAUACAGUCAACGUGACAAAUAAUUGGAUGGAAGUAGAAAAUGAACAAGUUUUAAUUAAACAAUUGUGUUUUUAUUUUGCUAAUAUGAGUAAAAAAGAUGGUUCUGACUAUUCUGUCAAUUCUGUUAGAGCUUCUUUUGCAGCUAUUAUCUGCUUCCUUCAAGAUAAUUCAAAAAUUAAAAGUAUUGAUUUAUAUAAUAAUGUUCAUUUUAAAGAAAUAAGAAAAGUUGUAGAUGGAAAAAUUAGAUAUCUUUUUAAUAAUGGCAAAGGUAAAAUCAAAGGAUCAGACUCAUUAGAAGCUGAUGAAAUAACCCAAAUUUUAAAUCAUAGAUUGUUAGAUAGCUCCAUGCCUGAAAGAUUAUUAAGAAGAGUAUUCUUUAUAAAUGUAAUUUAUCUUGGACUUCGUGGUGAAGAACAUACAUUACUUAAUGCAACUGAUUUUGUUAAAAGUGAAGAUGAUGAUAUUACUCUAUUUAUUGAUCAAUAUUUAUCAUUACGUUCUCGUUGUGCAGAACCUGAUUUUUACCUUCAAGAAAUUGAAAAGCAAUUUGCAUUAAGAACUGACGUCUGGUAUAAGCUAAAUCAUAUAGGAUCUAAAAGAUUAAAUUUCUUUUUAAAUAAAAUUUGUAAAAUUACUGGCGUAAAUCUUAAUGGAAGGAAAAUUACUAACCACUCUGAAUAUCGUGCACUUAUUCAAAAUUGUGAAAAAAUGGGAAUUCCAAAGGAAGAUAUUACCACUGGUAGAUCAUCUGAUGCUGGAUUGUCAUCAUACAUUUUACCUACUGAUAAUAAAAAAAAUGAGAUUGUUGGACAGUUAAUGAAUAAAGUUCAUGGGCAGUUGACUUUAAUUAAUGAAAAAUCAGCAGAAAUAUUAAAUUCUCAAAUUUCAUGUAUGAAUAAAAAUAAUAAACGAAUAAUGGACAAAGAAGAUAAUAAUUUUAAAACUGCAAAAGAAGAUAAAGAAUAUUAA